Ochlerotatus camptorhynchus is the source of this 3190-nucleotide messenger RNA. RefSeq names its product suppressor of white-apricot (gene su(w[a])). The transcript is spliced from 5 exons. Gene Ontology annotation, biological process: mRNA 5'-splice site recognition; RNA processing. The record is from RefSeq and is a predicted model, not a curated record. NCBI's taxonomy places the organism in Eukaryota, Metazoa, Arthropoda, Insecta, Diptera, Culicidae. Gene Ontology annotation, molecular function: RNA binding. The coding region runs from base 307 to 3126 and encodes 939 amino acids.
AGUGCGAAAAAAGUGAAAAUUCCUUGCAAAUCGGAAGGAAAAUCUAUUUUUUCUGGGUAAAAUUGAUAGUUUUUCGUGCAAAAGUGGUUCCAUCUGGCGAAGCAAGUUGUGCUUCCGCAGAAGAAAGUAAAGGUUUUCCUGGGGCAGUGAAUUCCGGUGCGAUUUUCGUGCAAUAGUUUAAGAGCAGAAAGCUAACCUCCAAAACGAGAAUUUUUUGUCUGGAGGCUGUGUUUUGGUGUUAGGUGGUACGGACGAGAGAGCGAGCGUUCAGCUGGAACUGAACUUUUGGAACUACUACCAUGAACCAUGAACGAUAACCGGUGGUCAGCGAACAUUGCUUUGAGAAGUGGCUUGGGAGCUAGAGAACAGAGUGGCGCUGCCGGCAUGAGUUCCGGAAGCAGCGGCACCGGAGGAAUGAUCAACGGCGAGUCGGGGAUCCUGCGCAAACCGGGCGGGAUGGUCGGAGCACACUUCAACCCGCAUCAUCCCUCUUACCAGCACCAUGACAACUUUGCCGACCUGCUGGUGUUUGGCUAUUCGUGCAAGGUUUUCCGAGACGACGAGAAGGCUCGCUUCAUCGAUCAGGGCCGGCAUCUGAUCCCGUGGAUGGGCGACAAUCAGUUGAAGAUUGACAGAUACGACGCCCGGGGAGCACUGCAUGACCUGUCGCAGCACGAACCCCCGCUCGGAGGCUACGGGAACCGGCUGGAUUGCCUUUCGCCGGCCGAGCAACGUGCCGAGCAGCUAUGCGAAGAGGAACGCUACCACAGCCUCUACAUCAACGAGGUCGAGGAGGAGAUCGAACAGGAGGAAGCAGCCAAACGGCAAGCUGCCAGCGGUGCCGAAAUCGCUUUCGACUACGAUGCCCCACCAUCGGCGGGGGCAACCAUCGUCGGUCCGGAACCCGCAGCACCCGACGACGAAAACAGUUCCGAUCCACCGUUCGUCGCGCCGGUCAACUUUGAAAUCCCGACCGAUCUGGACCGACCGGAAACGAUGAAGGAGCAUGCCAUCAUUGAAAAGACUGCCAGAUUUAUCGCCUCGCAGGACUCGCAAAUGGAGAUCCUGCUCCGGGCCAAACAGGCCGCCAAUCCGCAGUUCGAUUUCCUAUGUCCCGGAGGGCGGCUGUAUCGGUACUAUCGGCACGUGCUGAUGGCAAUCAAGACCAACCAGUACCCGGAGGAUGUCCCGGAAGAAGAUGCAAACGGCACCGAGGGAGCUGAAGCUGCGGAAGCUUCUUUGACGGCCGCCGAAGCUUCCCCAGAGAAACCGAAAGUGAUCGUUCCAGCCAUCAAGUACAAGCCGUCGAUCGAUUGCGCCUAUACGCAGCUGAUCAGUAAAAUCACUGGUGCUCCGAUUCCGACGAAAGAUUCUUCCGGUGCAUCGAGUCCAGAAUCUCCUACCGUUCCACUGAAUCCCACCCAGAUGACGUCGUCGAAGACCGAGGUCGAGAUAGUUCAGGAGGGAAAAACCGUCGAAGUGAAGAAGGUUUCCACCGGCCUGGCGGGGCUUGUGCAAUACGAUUCUGACAGCGAGGAGAGUGGAAGCGACGAAGAGGAGAAGAAAGACAAAAAACCGGAACCGGAAAUAGAGAAGAGGGAAAUCACCUUUGGUGGUGCUCUUCCGCCGGAAAUUUUCCAACACGUCAUCGAAAAGACCGCCACGUAUGUGGCCAAGAACGGGUACAGUUUCGAGGAAGCUUUGCGAACGAAAAAUGAUCCUCGGUUCCUGUUCCUUCGGAAAGAUCACGAGUUCUAUCCUUUCUACGCUUUUCGGGUGCGGUAUCUAAUCAACCCGUUCGAAGAGGUACCCAAGAGUCCGGAAAAGGUUACCAUAACCAGAGAAAUAGAGAACGGAACGGUGGUGGAAACGCCUAGCAUCGGAAUUAAGACUGUUAACACGGCGCCGGUUCCGGUGCCGGCACCGCAGUCGCAGAUCCAGGCCAACAAACCGGGUGGAGCGGUGUGUUUUUCGAUCAAGAGCAAAGAUGACGCCAGUGUUGCGUUGAAAUCGAACGUGAUGCAAGAACUGGGUGGGGAUGAGGAAGAGGCAGAGCCGGUGGUGAAGGAACAGGAGAAGGAGAAAAGCAAAUCGCCAGUACAUGCCAGCGAAGAUCCUCCUCAGAUUAAGGAGAAAUCGGUGGAGAAGGAGAUGACCCCAGUGGAGGAAGACACUACUACUCCACCUACCGCUUCGCCAGUGCUGGUGCAACCGGUUGAGGAAUUGAAAAGUACCACUCCGCCCUUGGAAGACUGCAAACCUGUCAGCACCAGCCCAGACGGCGCCGUCGACGCUGGUUCCAAGGAUCAGAAACGUCUGGAGGAUCGGAUCAAAGACAAGCUGGCAGUUGCGGCUCGGGAAAGGUUGGCGUCGAUCGCGAAGGAAAAGCAACUGCAGUUAGAGCGAAAGAAGAAAGCCAGCAUGUUCCUCAGUUUGAUCACCAAAAACGAACCUUCCAGGCCGGAUAGCGCUUGCGACGAGCCCCCUCCGGCCAAGAAGGAAGCGCGGGAAGCCACACCGCCAACACCGGAACUGCCACCAUCAACCGCCUCCGCCUCCACCGCCGCUGCUAAGAACGGUCUUGAGCAGUUGAAAACCCAAUUCUCCGACAACGACGACGGCGACGAAGAAGCAGCCGAAGAAGAUGGCAGCAACGAUAGUUCGGACCUGUCGGUACAUUCGGUUCCAUCCGGUAGCGACAGUGCGGCACCUAGCAGUGCCGAUGACGAUGUGGUUUUCGUGGCGGAAGAUAACGGCGGAGAUAGACCAUCCCGAUCGCGAACCAGAUCCAAAUCGGUUUCGAGCAGCAGCAAACAGAAGAAGCGAAAGCAUAAACAUAAGAGCAAAAGUAAGAAAUCCAAGAAGAAAAAGUCUGACAGCAGAAGUCGCAGCAGAACGCCCAGUAAAAGUCGGUCGAAGUCGAAACGCAAGCGCAGCAGAAGUAGAUCGAAAAGCCUGAGGAGGUCGAGAAGUAGGUCCCCGGUGGAGAAGGAUACGAAAAAAAUGAAGAAGAAGAAGAGCAAAAAGAAGAGCCACAAACGCAGCAAAUCGUCGCGAUCAUCCUCGAUUUCCUCGAGGCACCACCGGAAGGAGCACAGGGAGAAGAGUGAGUGGGAAUCUGACUAAAAAUAGUUUGUUUUUUUUUUUGGCUAGUGUGAAUAAUGUUAAUAGUAAACGUAUAAAUUUAAGU